AUGUUUAUAAUUUUAUUAAAAUGCUGUCGGAGAAAAAAAGAUUUGACACCAGACUUCUUCAAAAGUAGCCAAAAAGUCGCUGCUGAAGCUUGUGGCGUUUCAUAUAUAACGCUGAGGCAUAUAUGUGUAGAAGCCAAAAAAUCUACAGAGCAGGAUGUUGAGGAAGGACCAUCUUUUAAAUCACCACGAAAAUUAUAUAAGCGUCAAAAGAAAUGUACAGAAAUGGAUGAUUUUGAUGCUGACGUAGUUCGUCGAACGGUACAUUCGUUUUACGAUAAAGGUGAAUAUCCAACUGCUUUAUUAAUCUUAAACGAACUUAAAAAAAAAAUGCCAAAUUAUGAGGGAUCAGUUAGGUCAGUCAGAAGGCUAUUAAAAAACUUGAAUUUUUCAUUUAAAAAAUGUAAUGAUGGUCGAAAAAUGCUAUUGGAACGAAAUGAUAUUGUUGCUUUACGUUGUAAAUUUAUACGUAACAUUUGUACACUUCGACAAAUGAAAGAUUGUCGACCAGUGAUUUACCUAGAUGAAACCUGGGUGAAUCAGAAUCAUUCACGAUCUCAUAUUUGGCAAAAUAACGAAGGAACAGAAGGGUUAAAAGUACCAAUCGGUAAAGGAGGUCGUCUAAUUAUUACACACGCUGGGUCAUCUCGAUACGGGUUCAUAGAAGGGUUAAAAUUAGUUUUUAAAUGUCAAGCGAAAAAUUCUAUUGAUUAUCAUUCGUCAAUGAACGCCGAUGUUUUUAAAGUAUGGUUUGUAGAUAAUAUGUUAAAGCUACUUCCCGAACCAUGCGUUAUUAUUAUGGAUAACGCACCAUAUCAUUCCACGUAUAUUAACAACUACCCAAAAUGUAAUGCUCGGAAAGCUGAUGUGCAGAAUUGGCUGAAAAAUCAGGGCGUUAAUUUUUCACCACUAGAAACAUAA
Metopolophium dirhodum (rose-grain aphid) is the source of this 918-nucleotide messenger RNA. RefSeq lists its product as uncharacterized. NCBI's taxonomy places the organism in Eukaryota, Metazoa, Arthropoda, Insecta, Hemiptera, Aphididae. Gene Ontology annotation, molecular function: nucleic acid binding. The record is from RefSeq and is a predicted model, not a curated record. The transcript has a single exon. The coding region runs from base 1 to 918 and encodes 305 amino acids.